This is a messenger RNA of Aspergillus calidoustus, 1608 nucleotides long. NCBI's taxonomy places the organism in Eukaryota, Fungi, Ascomycota, Eurotiomycetes, Eurotiales, Aspergillaceae. The record is from the annotation of a GenBank genome assembly.
AUGUUCAAAGGCCUGUCGCGAUGGCUGUUCGGCUCAACCGAGUACCCAGUGCUAAUCGUCGGAAACAACGAGUCUGGAAAGACGACGCUUCUUUACCGGCUAAAGCUCGAUAAGUUUGUCACAACGAUGCCGACGAUUGGAUUUAAUUGCGAGACUAUUGAAUAUCCCAGGGGAUGGCAUUGGCAAAUGUGGGAUGUCGGAGGAUGUGACAGAAUCUACCCGUUACUGCGGUUCUAUCUCAAGCCGGAAACCUUGGUGCUGUUUCUGCAUAACUGCGCGGACACAAAUGAACCCGUGACCCCCGAGUGGCUUCGUCAUUUCCUUUGGGAUAUGGUUGAAGCGAAGACCAAGUACAUUUGGAUUGUUCCCACCAGGCAAGAGGACCUUGAAGAGCGCGAGACGUAUCUUGAAGGGCUGCGUCAAAUAUAUGAGAAGGAAUUGUCCCAGGUUCGGAACUACGUGGAGUACAAGGUUCUGCAGCACAAGGUGAGUGCAAAGACUGGGGAGGGCUUGGAGGAAGUCAUGGCCGAACUGCAUAAAACUAUGUCCAUGAACUCUAGGGUGGCUAGCUGGCGACCAGGAAAGAGUGAGAUUCAGCCCAAGGAAGCCCCGACGUCCGAGGAAGAGCUCAGGGCAAUUAUUGAAAAGGAAGGGAGCGAGGAUACCAUGGACUGCAAGUCAUUCUGGGAAGCUUUCCUUUCCGCUGAUAUACCGGCAUGGGAUCAUCGCAGUCAUCUCAAAGCUGGGUACAUUAUCGCCCUGGAGUCCACUAAAAACGGCGAAAGCAUUUUCGCCACUGCGGACACGUUUAUAGCGCAUUUGAAUAGGCUGAAAGAGGCACAUCCUGAUCGGUUUAGGAACACACAACACCAGACAAUGACCAUCUUCUGGCUUGUGCAAUUGCAGCUGGCUAUCUGGAAUUACAAAAUCGACAAAGGCCUCGGCCAGUUCCCGGCUUGGGUUGACUUUCAAGACGUUUUGCUGCAGACACCCUCGCUCAGGAACACGAAGCUCUGGAGCUUGUAUUAUACCAAGGGCCUAUUGUUUAGCCCACAAGCCCGGGAGUCGUGGACGGCACCAGAUCUUCAACAGUUCCCCACAUUAAAACCUAGCCCGGCACAGGCAGAACCUGGCAUCCAGAUCAAGGAAGAGAACGAUGAUCGACUUCUUCGCUUUGCCUUUGCCAUUGUUCAGCAUAUACAAGCUUCGGGUUUGCGCCGCGGUGCAGUGGUAAAAGACGCCCUGACUUCGCUAGAGACGACAACGAUACGUCUUCGGACGGUGGACUCCAGUAUCCCUCCGUACUCGGAGACACAAGCGUACUUUUGGAUUCAGGUUGUCCAUGCUGCUUUGCAAUCCCUCGCAAGCGAUGUCGAACCUUUGAAUAACUUGUCCGAGAAAUCGUACCGGAUGAUUCCUGUGAGUCAACUCAGCUUCUCAAAUUUCAUGCUACUCUUUGAUAUCACGCCGGAGACCUGGAAAGACUACUAUAGCAGCAAGAUCUGGGAGAGUGUUGCUGCGCGCAUGGAGUUCGUCCCACCGGACCGCAAGCCCCUACCGAACAUCAUUGGGGUUUCGCCUGACGCCCACAAGAAGGCAACAAUAUAG